AUGGUCGUGAUCAUUGUCGAGCGUUGGUUGCGCGUCCCGGUUCGCAAUGACCCUUUCAACUAUCUUGUAGCCCUCGACCUGCUCCCGAGACAUCAUCCAGCAGCACUUAAACAACGAACCAUCUCAAACUCACUCGAACUCUCCACCACCAGUCGAUCUUCACCAGAAUCCAAAACCCUCACCAGUCACUAUCUCUCCACCCCUCAGAUCCUCCAGCAAUACCCCUCAGCCUCGACCAGCGCCCAUCUAUCACCCACCUCGGGCACGCUUCCGUUUACCCAAAACAUGCCUGGCCGAUCUCGCCGUCAGCUGGGCGAGUACACCCUGGGCAAGACCCUUGGUGCGGGUAGCAUGGGCAAGGUCAAACUGGCCAUCUCCUCGAUCACCGGCGAGAAGAUCGCCAUCAAGAUCAUUCCCCGUCACACAUCUCUCUCUGCCGCGCAACAACAGAUCGAUAAGGAGAAGAAUAAGGAAAAUCACUCCGGAACUUCCUCCGCAAGAGAUCACGGCAAAGACUCUAAAUCUCAACCGAUCACCCCCAGCCCGAGCUUCAUCGAGAAGGCUAAAAAUAAGGAUAUUAGCAAGGAGAUCCGUACCAUCCGAGAAGCUAGUAUUGUGCUCUUGCUCCACCAUCCUUAUGUCUGUGGAAUGAAGAGCAUGCUUGUCUAUCCGCAUCACUACUACAUGCUAUUUGAAUAUGUCAAUGGAGGCCAAAUGUUAGACUAUAUCAUUUCGCAUGGUCGCUUGAGGGAACGAGCUGCCAGAAAAUUUGCCAGGCAGAUGGGCAGUGCACUUGAAUACUGCCAUGCCAAUUCCAUCGUACACCGGGAUUUGAAGAUCGAGAAUAUCCUAAUCUCCAAGACCGGGAACAUCAAGAUCAUAGACUUUGGCCUCUCUAACCUCUUCUCUCCCAAUUCAAAUCUCCAAACGUUCUGUGGAUCACUUUAUUUUGCUGCUCCCGAACUUUUGAACGCGAAAGUCUACAUCGGCCCCGAAGUGGAUGUGUGGAGCUUUGGGAUCGUCUUGUUUGUCUUGGUUUGCGGCAAAGUCCCGUUCGAUGAUCAGUCUAUGCCCGCCCUACACGCCAAGAUCAAGCGAGGGCAGGUGGACUACCCUACUUGGCUUAGCUCUGAAUGCAAGCAUUUGUUAUCCCGUAUGCUCGUCACCAAUCCAUCGAACCGAGCCACUCUUCAAGAGGUCGUCAAUCAUCCUUGGAUAGUCAAAGGAUACGAUGGUCCGCCUGACCCACACAUCCCACACCGUGAACCACUGCGACUCAACCAAAUCGAGCCCGAAGUAAUCAAAGGAAUGACUGGAUUCGAAUUUGGCACGGCCGAGAAGAUCGAAGCUGAUCUUCGCACGGUCUUGUCAAGCGAAAUGUACGUGAAAGUGUUGAAGAUUUACGAUGAUAAGCGGACAAACAGCACAAACGGAUCGUUAGAGCCGGUUUACAACGUCGUUCCCAGUGGCAGUAAUGUGUCGAUGUCUCCGGUCAACGGCAAAGGACGAGAUUCAAAGAACGAUAAAGAGUCCAACAGAACUCCCAGCAAAUCAUCCAAGCGGUUUUCUGGAUUUGGCUUUUACAGCAAGAAGAUGGCUGGCGGUCUAGCUGCUGUACUGAAUACCGUGGGAGGGUCUAAAAACGAGGACAAAUCCCAUCCGGACCCCCACUCUUCAAUCUCAAACGGCUUUGAAUCCGUCCUUUUGAAUGGUCAAACGCUCGACUCCUUGGACCCCACCCGAGGUUUUCACCCAUUGAUUUCGAUCUACUUUCUUGUCCGAGAGAAAAUCGAACGUGAAAGAAUCUAUGGCCCCGGGGUCUUUGCCUCGUCUACGUUGUCUGUCACUGGGCCACCUCCACCCCCAGUACCACCUUCUGCAUACAGGAGUGAACUGGGCUCUCAUGGGCAACAGUUAGCCAGCCCGCUACCGACUGCUAACGAACUCGCUGCUGUCCCUGCCGCUCGAUUGCCUAACAAGAAUCGCAACACGAUGGCCGGAAGUGAAUUGGACGGCAAGCAGCGAGAUCAAGCCGCACUCCUUCUUGACAUACACCAGAAAGGCGCAACCAAGGAGCGCAACGGGCUGAUGUCGAUCAGACCCAACACUGCCACCGAUCGUAUGGUUUCUACCCCAUUACCCUCUUCCCCAACCUCACCCUCCCAGACGGCCGAAUUCGCUCCAAGCCGGGCCAAGGUUCCCAUCAAUCCCUCUAAGAGGCGUAGUGUUCACGUCAUGACCGCCCCCGAAUCUAGUGGCGUUCUGCAAGCGAUGACUGACGUGAUCCCUGUCCAACGACCCCCAGAUUCGACUGGCAAUGGUUCCAACACACGCUCUGAGCGGGUAGUCAGUAUGGUCGAGCCUGGCAACACUGGCCCCUCGGAUUCUGAACGUUCGCCCUCGGGCUUUGCCAGACGAUUUGGCUCGCUAUUGGGACGUUCCGCAUCAGUCAACGAUCCUGAUUACAAAAGACAUCGUCCCCGAAGUAGUAUCGGGCUAGGGCAUAAAUCGAGUAGCAAAACUCCGCUGAGCGCCCUGCCACAAGUCACGGAAUCCACCGGCCUAUCGCCCCCGUUCAGCCCAGGUGGUCUACAGGCCCAACAGCAAACAGCUGCGCAAGACUUUGACGAUCUCCCCACAGAUGUGAUCCCAUUGAGUGCUCCGAUCAGCGGCCAAUCCGGGCCGAUGGCUACGUUCGGAGCCAAAUCUGACUUGGACGCUAAUCUCUCUUCUCGGACUCGUCAACAUCACCGGGGAUCAUCGACGGGUGGCGAAGCUGGAUACAAGGAAACGCCAGCCAACGAGGGAGAAGGCAAAGUGGCACUCAAAUCGAGCUCGAGUGGCCCCAGUUGGAGACCUCGUCUGAGCUCACUCGGAGGCAAGGCCAAGCGCCCUACCACCCCGUCUACCAACCCGGCCACUAACGUGCUCUCCGAGAGCGAGGGCGAGCCUAACACCCUCGAUGAAGACGCCGACGUCCAGCCUCUCGAGAUCGGCUCGCCCGAUAGCACCUUGCCCAAGCAGACUGCUCCCCUUGUCGCUUUCUCCGGUCGCACUGCGCCACCCUCCUCCAAGUCGAGCGACAAGAUCAAGCCGAUCUAUCUCAAGGGUUUGUUUUCGGUAGCUACGACGUCUACCCGUGGUCCGCAAGUGCUCCGGGCGGAUCUGGUGACGGUCCUGAACCGGAUCGGCUUCCAACACCGGGAGAUCAAGGGAGGGUUUGAAUGUGCGCAUGCGCCCAGCAUCGAUCUAUCAAACUAUGGGGGCGGGUCCAGCGGCUUGAACACGACCACGGGUGCUGGUGGUGGGGCUGAGAGCCUCCAGCCGCUGUCUUCCCCCCUGAGUCGGAGCAAUAAGAAGGCGGCUGAGUCGUUGAAGAAGAAGGUAUCUAAAGCUUCGUUCGGUAAACACCCUGCCCUGAAUGAUAACCAACGGCUUAAGGUUAAUGGUUCUACUACCACUGCCACCACUGCCACCACUCAUCCGGGCCCGGAUGGUCGCUCGGAACCCUCGUUGAAUGGCGGGAGUCAGACUGGCACUCCGUCGCUUGCAGGGACUGAAACUGUGGUGCUCGGAGGCGGGCCUGCAACGGCACCCACGCCGAUCGUUGGCGCGGCGUCGAAUGAAUUAGGCGAGCUGGCUGCUGGGGGUAGCGGAGCUAAUGGCACACGGACUAUCACUGCAUCGUCGUCGAAAUCGGAGAAGCCUGCCUCGUCCUCUGCUGCGUCUAAACAUCAUCGCACGUUCAACCAGCAUCGUAAUCCGGUCAAGAAAAUUGACCUUGUCGUCCGCUUCGAGAUCUUUAUCGUUAAAAUGCCCUUGCUCCCAGGCAUCUCCGGCUUGCAGUUUCGCAGAAUUUCGGGUAACGCUUGGCAGUACCAAACUUUUGCUCGUCGGAUUCUGCAGGAACUCAAACUUUGA
Puccinia triticina is the source of this 3921-nucleotide messenger RNA. RefSeq lists its product as uncharacterized. The record is from RefSeq and is a predicted model, not a curated record. NCBI's taxonomy places the organism in Eukaryota, Fungi, Basidiomycota, Pucciniomycetes, Pucciniales, Pucciniaceae. Gene Ontology annotation, biological process: intracellular signal transduction; microtubule cytoskeleton organization; protein phosphorylation. The transcript has 9 exons. Gene Ontology annotation, cellular component: cytoplasm. Gene Ontology annotation, molecular function: tau-protein kinase activity; ATP binding; protein serine/threonine kinase activity. The coding region runs from base 1 to 3921 and encodes 1306 amino acids.